CGGCGCGGUGUCCGAGCCGUAUUCCCCAGCGCGCCGCCGAAGUGUGGUGAGGGCUCUGCCAAUCGCGGGCGGGCAGAGCGGGGCCAGGGAUGCGCGGCGCUCGGAGCGCAGACAAAAGAAGUUAAAGAGCCGCUUAAUAUAUACAUGUUUUUGAAGGCGAGUAAAGGGAAAAAAAUAACAACAGCGAGCGUAGAUGGGCUUGGCUGUGUCGUUAUGGAGCCCCCUUUGAGCAAGAGGAACCCGACACUGAGAUUAGCGGAUUUGGCAGCGGCUCAGCCCCAUCCUCACCAGAACAUGACAGGCUUCCCGGGGCUGGGGAACCACCACGUCCACCCCCACCACGCGGCCCACCUCCACCCCGGGGACGCGGGCGGCGACCCCGGCGGCGCCCUCACGCCGCUCGGACCCGAGCACAUGGCGCAGCCCGCCGCCCUCAAGCUCACGCCCGAGGCGCUCACCGCCGCCGCUUCGCCGCGCCCGCCACCACCGCCGCCGCCGCCGCCGCCACCGCCGCCGCCGCCACCGCCGCCGCCGCCGCCUACGCCUCCCGCCGCCGCCCUCCCGGGAUACCCGUCGGGGGAGGCGGCGGGCCGGGACUUUCUCCUGCGGCGGGAGCUGCCCGCAGCCGCCGCCGCCGCGCACGGGGCGCUGGGCGAGCAGCACCCGCCCGCCGGCUCCCCCCACCUUCCGCACCCGCCGCCGCACGGCGUCUUCAUCUCGGCCGCCGGCACCUACGGCGCGACCGACGGGGCGCACGCCGCCUUCCCGCCGCCGCCGCCCGGCGAGCAGGGCACGCCCGCCGGCCGCCACCCGCCGCUCAACGGGCAGAUGCGUCUGGGGCUGGCGGCCGCCGCCGCCGGGGAGCUCUACGGGCGCGCCGAGGCGCACUACGGGGCCGCCGCCUCCUCCUCCUCCUCCUCCUCCUCGGCGCUGCAAGGCUACGGCUCCGUCAACCUCAACCUGGCGGCGGCCGGGCACGGGCACCCGCACCACCCCCAUCCCCACCACCACCACCAUCACCACCACCACCACCAUGGCCACGUCGGGGCCGCGGCGGCGGCGGCGGCCGGGGCCUUCCUGCGAUACAUGCGACAGCCCAUCAAGCAAGAGCUGAUCUGCAAGUGGAUCGACCGGGAGCCGCCUCCUCCCCCUCCGCCGCCGCCACCGGGCGCUAGGAAGCCUUGCUCCAAAACUUUCAGCACGAUGCAGGAGCUGGUGAGCCAUGUCACCGUGGAGCACGUCGGUGGGCCCGAGCAGAGCAGCCACGUGUGCUACUGGGAGGAGUGUCCCCGUGAAGGCAAGCCCUUCAAAGCGAAAUACAAACUCAUCAACCACAUCCGAGUACACACGGGAGAGAAGCCCUUCCCUUGCCCCUUCCCCGGCUGCGGGAAGGUCUUCGCUCGCUCUGAAAACCUCAAGAUCCACAAGCGGACUCAUACAGGGGAGAAGCCCUUCAAGUGCGAGUUCGACGGCUGCGAGAGGAAGUUCGCCAACAGCAGCGACCGCAAGAAGCAUUCCCACGUGCACACCUCGGACAAGCCCUACUACUGCAAGAUCCGGGGCUGCGACAAGUCCUACACGCACCCCAGCUCCCUGCGGAAGCACAUGAAGAUCCACUGCAAGUCGCCGCCGCCCUCCCCGCCGCCGGGCUCGCAGGGCUACGCGGCGGCGGGGCCCCCCGACGGCCCGCUGCCCCCCGAGGCGGAGCCGGCCGCCGAGCCGCCCCGCGGGCGCCGCGCCGCGCUCUCGCCGCCGGUCACCGACCUCAGCGAGUGGUACGUCUGCCAGGCCGGGGGGGCGCCCCGCCGGGCCCGCACCCCCUCCAGCCGCGGCACCUCCCCCGCAUCCGAGGAGGAUGAGCCCCACAGGACCUCGGGGGGCAGAACUGCUCCCUAGGGCCGUGCCGAGCCGUGCCAAGCUGCCGGUGGCCCCGGCCCCACCGCACUGGCCCGGGCCGCAGAGGCAGCCACCUGGCACGGGGCGCUGCCGUGGAAGUGCCAUCAGGUUUGACUCGCGCUAUUUAUUCCAUGUACGAAACCCUAUGGUGUUUGUAUGGUAACUAAUUUAAUUAAAGAGACUCGGACCUUUUUUUUUUUUUUUUUUUUUUUUUGGUAAAUAAAAGCAUUAAUAACGCCAGGCUGGGCCGUCCCAGCCACCCGAGCCGCACAAUUUUGCAGGGGGACGGUGUCAAUGGAGAUGCCCAUCUUCCACUCUGCCCAUGCCCAUUGCUCUUAACAAGAUUAAGCAGGCCAAGGCUGCAAACAAGCAGAGCCCAGCCAAUCUCUGGAAUGGCACUGAAGUACCUUAGCUGCCACCCCAGCACCUCCUCUCUGGCCUGGGUAAAGCUCCAGGUCAGCAGCAGCUUCUUGACUGUAAAGCAGCACCUGCUAAAGCUCCAGCUAGUCAAGGACAGGUUGCACAUCCCUUAAAAUAAAAUUAAAUAAAUGCAUUUCCCCGCCCCUCUUGCAGGUCAGCUCCUUUGUAGUUGAGGGUUUCUCUCCCGAGUCGGGGGGUCCCACCUGCACCCGGCAUUUUCUCUGCAGCCUUUCUUUCACCCUUAGCCAUAACAUUGUGCAAACGAUUUAUGAAAGGAAAGACAAAAGAUGCAGGACUCCUUUUUCACUCCUCCACGGUUUGUACUUGUAUGGCUGCUACAACGUAGCCAGAGAAUAAAAGAAACACGCUGCUAUUUGACAACUGUGAUACUGUGAUACAUUUUUGAUUUUUUCCCCCCUAAAAACAGCGCACGGAAACUCUGCGAAUUUUGCUUUCCUUGGGGUUGGUGUUAUUAUUACUCUGAGUAUUAUUGGUUUUUUUUUUUAAAGUUCGUCUCUCAGAUGAAGAUUUUGCCUCAUGCUCCCUCCAGUCCUCUGGGGGUUGGGAGGGCGAGCAGCCCCCCGGGCCUGACGAGUCCCGGAGUAGGGGGCAGGCACAGAGGGAUUAUCUUUUUAUUAUUAUUUUUAUGUAUAUCAUUUCAUCUCUCCAACCGAGCUGAUGCCUGCGUGCUUUUCAGCAUCCCCCUGAAGUGGCCCGGCAGAGUCACCUGGCAGGUGGGGACCAGAGCUGCUGGGAGGGAAGCCCGGGGUGGGGACACGGGCUGGGCUCGGGGUGCCAGCCUGCCCAAAGCUGCCAAGAGCCAGCCCUGCGGCCGGGGCUGCGGGAACACCCCAGCCCAGAGCCCUGGAGUCGGGAGCGGGGCGCAAAUGAAGUAAAGAGCACUAAUUCCUCCUCAGAGACCCCGAGAGAAGAAGCGGCAGCCUCCCUCCCCUCCCCCAGGGCUUGUGGAAAUGUGUUUUGUGUGCCGUGAAUGGUGGAUGUCGUCUUGUCAUUGUUAAUAACGUGUAUGUGAACGCGAUUAUUUUGUACAGUCAAAUUAAUUUAUUUUCUGACAUCACCCUUUUUCCCCCCCCUUUUUUUUUUGACUCCCCUGUAACAGUACAGAGCACACCAAAGAAUUAUCUUAUUAAUUUUGGUGAUAGAUUGUUGUUUAUGCUGAUGUGGUUUGUACAAAAAAGAAAUCAUUAUAUUUUUCAGCUUACUUGAAUGAACGAUGUAAUGUGAAACAGACUCUUCCUGCAUGUCCUCCGUGCGGUGUGUUGGUGCUGAUAAUAUAUAAAUUUAUGUAUAGUUCAUAGAGAUAUUAUAUUAUUAGUACAGUGCAUGGUGCUGUCACUCUGGAAGCCUUUAAACGUUGUCUUCAUAUUGUUGUGUUGGAUCUAAAGAAGCAGGCGUUACUUUGAAAACAAGACGAAAACUUGAAUAGAAAAUAAUUUUUUAAAGCUCAUUCAAUUUGCUUUUUAUUCGUUUUUCAAAGCCCAUUUGAAUAAAUAGAAAAUAAUAAACUGAGGUAUGAACUUUUUAAAAAAUAAUUUAUGUAAUGUAAUCUUAUUAGAGAUAUAUUGGUGCUGAUUUAUAAACGAACUUUUUAA
Molecule: messenger RNA, 3929 nt
Organism: Melospiza melodia melodia
Lineage: Eukaryota; Metazoa; Chordata; Aves; Passeriformes; Passerellidae
Gene: ZIC5
Product: Zic family member 5
Biological process (GO): regulation of transcription by RNA polymerase II
Cellular component (GO): nucleus
Molecular function (GO): RNA polymerase II cis-regulatory region sequence-specific DNA binding; DNA-binding transcription factor activity, RNA polymerase II-specific
Source: RefSeq, a predicted model, not a curated record